Molecule: messenger RNA, 991 nt
Organism: Triticum urartu
Lineage: Eukaryota; Viridiplantae; Streptophyta; Magnoliopsida; Poales; Poaceae
Product: quinone-oxidoreductase QR2
Cellular component (GO): membrane
Molecular function (GO): FMN binding; NAD(P)H dehydrogenase (quinone) activity
Source: RefSeq, a predicted model, not a curated record
GGCGAGGAUCAGAUACCUUCUUCAAGAACCUUCUUAAUCUGCGAGAAUGCAGACUACAGUACAUACAAGGUCGUCUCAAAUUAACAAUCUUCAAGGCUCCAAUUCCCCCUACAAAUACGGGAGCCUGCCCGCCUUCUUUCUUCACCAGCUACCUACACUGCAAGAGGAAGCAAAGCAAUUUCCAAACCAAAUCAGUUUUUCACAGCAGAGUUCUGCAGCUAGCCGAUCGGCAAUGGCGACCAAGAUCUACAUCGUGUACUACUCGACAUGGGGACACGUCGCCACGCUCGCGGAGGAGAUCAAGAAAGGCGCCGACACCGUCCCCGGUGUCGAGGUCACCGUCUGGCGGGUGCCGGAGACGCUGCCGGAGGAGGUGCUGGGGAAGAUGCACGCGGCGCCGGGGCGCGAGGACCACCCAGUCAUAACGGCGUCCCAGCUGGCCGAGGCCGACGGCAUCCUGUUCGGCUUCCCGACGCGGUUCGGCAUGAUGGCGGCGCAGAUGAAAGCCUUCUUUGACUCCACCGGCCGCCUCUGGCAGGAGGGCUCCCUCGCCGGCAAGCCCGCGGGCAUCUUCCUCGCCACAGGUACGCAGGGUGGCGGCCAGGAGACCACGGCCCUCACGGCCAUCACGCAGCUGACGCACCACGGCAUGCUCUUCGUGCCCGUCGGCUACACGCACGGCGCCGGCAUGUUCGCCAUGGACGAGGUCAAGGGCGGCAGCCCGUACGGAUCCGGCACCUUCGCCGGCAAAGAUGGCGGCAGGACGCCCAGCGACGCCGAGCUCGCUUUGGCGGCGCACCAGGGGAAGUACUUCGCCGGCAUCGCCAAGAAGCUCAACGCCGUCUGAACUUGAACUGCUCGGGAUUGCACAACGUGUGUGGAUGAUUUCCAGUUGCACAAUUUGUUUAUUUAGCAAUUACUACACUCUUACUGGCUUUUAUAUCUUGUUUCGAAAGAAUAAUAAUGCACAUGGGUGAGUUCGGGUUCCUGC